Triplophysa rosa is the source of this 2756-nucleotide messenger RNA. It is a transcript of the gene cd8a, whose product is annotated as CD8a molecule. The coding region runs from base 940 to 1581 and encodes 213 amino acids. NCBI's taxonomy places the organism in Eukaryota, Metazoa, Chordata, Actinopteri, Cypriniformes, Nemacheilidae. The transcript has 6 exons. The record is from RefSeq and is a predicted model, not a curated record.
ACGAACAAAAUGCGUGGACGCCACAAACAAAAAUAUUCCGUGCACGUCAUAGCUUUUGUACACACUAACGUGACAUGUAGGGUCUGCAAACCGACUGGCUGUGAAAUGUACGUUAUAGGGUCAAAGCGCACCGAACUUACAUAUAGCCCCCUUGUGACUUCCGUGCGCGCGAGCUGCGUGUGUCUUUUGCGGUCUGGCGCGCCAUCAAAGAGCGGCGCGCGCAUGGAGCUGAUUGGUGGGCUGCUCCUGCAAGCAGACCCUCUGGUGCACGCGGAGACAGGGCAUGCUGCACCAACACAGUUUCACUAAAUCAAGCUGCUUUUCAACAAUUUAUUAGCCUACUUUCGGCUUAAGUUCCUUUAUGGGGAACUACUUUCCCAUUGUGACAACUUUCCUCAAUCCACCUCCAUGCUUGCUAUCUUUUUUCCUCUGGGCAUUUACGUGUGGAAAUGUCUGCAUUGUACUAUAAACUUGACAGACUUUAGGGUUACUGAAGCAAAAUUGUGUUACAACUUGCAAUAAUCUACAUUGCGUGUGAACAGGAUUAAAUUUAGCUAGUGACUUGAUGAUCAAAGUUUACCUAUUGUUGGGCUUGCUAUAGAAAACGGGGGUUUCAGUAGGCUAUAUCAAAAAUAUUACACAUAUACUGUACAGGUAUGUCCUGAAUUUUGUUUAUUGUGUCUUUCACUAAUUUCUUUUUUAUCAUAUUUAAUUUUUUGAAAAAGUGUAAACACAAUUAUUUUAGUUCAUUAUUUACUUUAUUUAUCUCAUUUUUCUCACAGUUAGUGGCAGCCAACAAUAAAUUUGGCAUACAGUUAGAGCACAAUGUAAAAGUGUUUGAAACUGGGUUUGGGAGGGGCAGAUGGGAGGUUUUUUGCAUCCUUUCGGUGGCUUUGUUCAUGUUGCUUUGAGAAGAACGGAAAGACUUCGCUGAGAAAAAUGUAUCAAAUUUACACUGGAUUUUAUGUGAUUUUGGCCAUAACACAAUGUGUGGGGGGAUCAACACUCAUCGCCAAAGAACAACAUGUGGUUCGAGUCGAUUGUGUCCCCGGCAUUACUGGCGCUUUGGUUUUCUGGUUUCGGAUUAAAGGGGAUGGCCCUGAGUUUUUAUUUUCUAGUAAAAACAAAGAUACAAAAACUGAUGUUGAUAAAAAAUAUAAAGUGGUGCCAUCAGGUGAUAUGGUGCAUUUGGUCAUUCUGUCAUUCAAUAAAAAGACAGACAGUGGUGUGUACGCCUGUGCUGCGAUGAACAACAACAAGCUUAUUUUUGGAAAACACACUACUGUUAAUGGUGAACCAGAUCCAACAACACCCCCAAAAAUUACUCCUGCACCGACUAAGUCAAAACCUGCCAUUGCUACGACACAGUGUGCAUGCAAAAAAACAGAACCAAAGGCUGUCCUGAACUGUGAGACUUGGAUUUUUUCAUCUUUGGCAGCUGGCUGUGGUCUUCUGCUCCUUUUGCUGGUCAUCACAAUUUUGUACUGCAACCGUUUAAGAACAAGACGAUGUCCCCACCAUUACAAACGACAACCUCAGAACAGACCUGCAGGACAUGCUAAACUGCCCAACAACUUCUAGUUGUGGUCAAGCAAGCCCAAUUCAGGUUCAAGAUUUCAUUUGUAAUUCUGUAUCUAGUGGACAUGUAAGGUUAAACACAGUUUCCUCUUUUAUGACUAUUAGAUUUAUUAUAAACUUCUUUCAUUGCAUUUUCUUUGUAUUUGUAAUUUUAAUAAGAUAUAAAGUACAGAUACUUUUUUCAUAUUUUUGAUAAUCCUCAAGUGUUACUGGUGAAAUGUUUUAUGAUUGUUUUUGGUUCAUAUACAUGCAUUUUUAAUCACAAAACAUUUUGAGGUGUGGCUGGGUAAAACGUAAUUGUAUUGUUGUAAUGGCUUUUAAAGAGCUAUUCUGCCAUCUGCUGGCCAUAAACAGAUUAGACGAUAAUUGAUGUCAGUAUGUAUUUGAUCUUAAACACAGAGAAAAUGCAUCACAAAUAAAACAACAUUAUAGUGCUGUUAAGUGAUUUUUUCUCCCUUUUUAUCCAUUUCAGCUUCACAUAAAAAGCAUUUGUGUUGAUGUAUUGCUAUUUUGUUGUAAAUAACACAUUUAAAAAGCAAAUAAAAACGUGAGGCAACUGUCAUGUAUGAAUAAAUAACGCUUACUGUCUAUCCAUCCAUCUAUUUUCAAUGAUUUUUCUCAAUGCGUUUUAACAGUGAAAAGGAAAAUCUGCCAUAUUAAGCAAUAACUGAGAUCAGUUGAAAAAAAACGGUACGUUAAACUGUUACUUUUAUUUUAAUAUAUGCUUGUAACAACAUUAUAGCACAACACCAGUCUUGAUGCCUUUUCAUAAAACACAUAUUAUUAGACUUUCUCAUAUACACACAACAACACAAGCUGUUCAAUUACACUUGAAGAUGUAUUUGAUAAACUAUUGUCAUUCUAUGUACUCACACACCCCAAAAUAAUAGAUCUGAGCCCCAAUACAUCACUACAUCUUUAUUUGCACAUACAUUCCACGAUAACAAACCUGAAAGAACAUAGCUAUGAUUUCAUUUGUUUAAAUCUUUAGAAGUAAAAAUCCCUUCUUGAAAAUACCAUUUUACACGUUUUUUUUUUUUUUUUGGAAGACUUUGAAAAAAGCUUUCUUCAUCCGUAGAACCUUUUGCAAGUAGGAUGUGACCUGUUUUCUGGAAGACACUAUUGCGUUUAAGGGUCGUCUUUACAGUCAGCUAUGGAAGUUAUUCAAACAUUUCAAA